AUGCAGCAGAGAUUAAUGGAUUUUUGGUUUGUUUUUGUUUUGUUUUUUUUCUCUGUAGAAAUGGAUCUACUAACUGCAGUUAUCUUCCUGGCUGCUUUGUUACACCAGACUAAUGGACAGGGUUUUCAGUAUAAACAAGUGGACAUUUCCUCUCCUCAAUAUAAGUUGCAAAACCAAAAGCAGAUCCUUGACCUGCACAAUGAGAUACGGAGAUCUGUAGUUCCCACCGCCAGCAACAUGCUGAAGAUGGUGUGGAGUGAGAAAGCUGCCAAAAAUGCUGAGAAAUGGGCAAAAAAUUGUGGGAUGAAAAUCAGUCCAAGAGAUCAGAGAGUCAUUAAUGGUGUCACCUGCGGUGAGAAUGUGUUACUGUCAUCCAACCCAAAAACAUGGGCUGAAGCAAUUCAAGUCUGGCGCAGUCAGUCCUCCAAUUUCAAGUACGGAUUUGGAGCAACUGCGAAAAAUGUCAAUAUUGAGAACUAUACUCAGCUAAUCUGGUACAACAGUUACCAGAUUGGAUGUGCAGUCGCCUACUGUCCUAAGAAACAGUUCAAGUACUUCUAUGUUUGCCAAUACUGCCCUUCAGGAAAUAGGGCAUCGCAAAUAGCCACACCUUACAAAAGUGGACCGAAAUGUGCAGACUGUCCCGGCCACUGCGACAAAGGGCUUUGCACCAAUCCUUGCAAGUAUCAAGAUUUAGCUGAAAACUGCGGGAACCUGAAAAGCUUGUUUGGCUGUGGCCACCCACAGAUGAAGAAGAAUUGUCCUGCUACCUGCACAUGCACCACUCAAAUCAUGUAACGUCCCGGUGGAUGUCAUUAUAGCUGCUCUGAGACUUAGUAGGAAAGAGUAGAACUCACUGUUAAGUGUAUUCGCUUUCAGUGCAGCAGCUCAGAUUGACCUAUAGGUAACAUUUAUUUCUGAGAUCUCACCAUUACUCAUCUUUGUAAAAAUCAUGCUUAACCUACUAAUGUGUUAUUUUGUGGGUUUUUUUUCUUGCGGUGGAUCUUCUACUGAUGCAUUUCUUUUUAAUGGGAGAAACACUUUUAACACACUUUAGUUUUUUUGCAAAAUGUGUUAAAUGCCACUUAACUUUCUUCUGUUACUUUUUCUUUGAUUGUCAAUGGAAUGUAUUCCUGCUAAAUAAAU
Molecule: messenger RNA, 1146 nt
Organism: Athene cunicularia (burrowing owl)
Lineage: Eukaryota; Metazoa; Chordata; Aves; Strigiformes; Strigidae
Gene: CRISP2
Product: cysteine rich secretory protein 2
Source: RefSeq, a predicted model, not a curated record